AGAACAAAACCCUCUUCCGCAAGAAACCUUGCUCAAGGCGCGUUAACCGAUAGCACGACCGAACCCACAGCCACAUGUAAAUCAGAUGCAGCUUGGAGUAAAGAGACCAACAAGACGGGAUGGGAUGGAUAAUCACGGAUCCAUCGAACCACCAAUCCAGUAAAGGAUCGGCCUCCAUGAAUUUUGUCACCUCCCCUUUGAUCGCAGAAGCCCUAGCUCUCCGAUCGGCUCUCACCGCAGCUUUGAACCUUGACCUCACCAGGAUCAAGGUGUUCUCCGGCAACUCAAUGCUCAUCGGAGCAAUCAACAACGACGUUCAGAUCAAGGAGAUCUUUGGUAUUGUCAAAGAUAUUCCACAGAUCGCCUCUGUUUCCGUCGAUAUCCCCUUUUCCUUUUUCUCUCGUAAUCUCAAUAGGGAAGCUGAUGAACUGGCAUAAAGAACCCUAAGUGACUCUCUUGUAUCAAGCCCAUUCCUGGGUUAACAUGGACCCGAGGUCUUUAAAUUUUAAUGCAUUAUCCAGUUAAAAAAAAAAUCUUAAAAUCCAUGUGGAACCCUAGUUGUCACCUUGGUCCACAAAGACCCUUUCGUAAGUUAUCCAACAGAGUUAAUUUCUGGUUUUGCUAGUUAAGUACGUUUCUUAUGUAAGAACUUGGCACUUUCGUUUCAUACACUGAAGAUUCUAAAGUCCAUGUGGACCUUAGUUGUCACCUUUGUUAAAUUAUUCAAAUGAGUCAUUGUUAAGUUAUCAAAUAGAGUCAAUCCCUUGUGUUACUAGUUGUGUGUUUUUCUUUAGUCAACACUUUACACUUUUAAGUUAUGUGCACAUGUCACUUGCGUGAUUUUUCUUCUUCGCUCCAAGCUUGCCGCUUAUUUAUCUAGGUUGAGAUUCCAACAGUCUCUUCACUUUGAGAAAUAAUGGCAUCAAAGAUCACCGAUGAAUGUCAAUAUUUCAUCUUAAUCCUCUUAUGUUUCUUCGCAUUCAUCUGUUUUUUUCUCUUCUUCACAAAACCAAAGCAUGGUAUCAAUGUGCCUCCAAGCCCUCCUUCUCUUCCAAUCAUCGGCCAUCUUCACCAUCUCCUCUUUUUCUUACUCGACAAGCCUUCUUUUUUCUUUUUUGAUAUUUUACCCCUCGAGUUCUUACAUAUGCUCUCUUCCAAAUAUGGAACUCUCCUGCUUUUCCGAGUUUCUUUCUUCCCCUUCCUCCUUGUCUCUUCAGCCUCUCUAGCCUACGAGAUCUUUACGACCCACGAUGUGAACGUUUCAUCUCGCAACCUUCCUACCAACGAGGGGUCUAUCAUCUUCGAUACGUCUGGAUUCGUUACCGCACCUUAUGGAGGAUACUUUAAGUUCAUGAAGAAACUCAUUGUUACGAAGCUUUUGGGAACCAACACACAAGUCCAGUCUCGAAGCAUCCGUGCAGAUGAGCUAGAACGGUUACGUGGGAACCUACUCGUUAAGGCAAGGAAGAAGGAGAGCGUUGAGAUUAACAAGGAAGCGAGGAAGCUUGUCGGAAACAUCGUUGCCAGGAUGACAAUGGGAAGGAGUUUUACACAGGAGAACGGUGAUAUAGAGAGUAUCCAAAGUUUGGUUGCCAAGGCAAAUGCUUCGAAGAUAAAGAUGGCCUUAUCAGUUUUGAUUUUCGGACAGCUGGAGAAGCUUGGAAUUUCAUGGUUCAAGAAAAGAACAGUUAUAAAAAAAUUCGACAAGCUGGUAGAGAGGUGUCUUGUAGAACACAAAGAGAAACCAAACAGGGAUCAAUGUAUGGAUAUGAUGGACGUGUUGUUGGCAGUUUCUGAAGAUCCAAACGCAGAAUACAAGAUCACUAGAAACAACAUCAAGGCGUUUUUGGUGGAGCUUUUUUUUGGAGGCAUUGAUACCUCGGUGAACUCAAUACAGUGGACAAUGGCCGAGAUCAUUAACAACCCUAUUAUUGCUGAGAGAUUGAGAGUAGAAAUUGAUUCCGUUGUAGGGAAAUCAAGGUUAAUUCAAGAAACGGAUCUGCCAAACCUCCCUUACUUGCAAGCUGUCGUCAAGGAAGCCCUAAGAUUGCACCCACCAGUGCCUAUCAUACCAAGGGAAUUCAAUCAAGGAUGUACGGUAGGAGGAUUCUUCGUACCCGGGAAGACAAGACUUCUGGUUAACAUUUUUGCUGUGAUGAGAGAUCCAAAUGUCUGGGAAGACCCUCUUGAGUUCAAGCCAGAGAGGUUUCUAACCUCUUUAAGUCCAGGGCAAGAAGAUGAGAGAAACAAGCAAACAUUGAAGUACCUUCCUUUUGGUGGCGGAAGGAGAGGAUGUCCUCUAUCAAAUCUAGGUUAUAUGAUUGUUGGAACAACAAUAGGAAUGAUGGUGCAGUGCUUUGACUGGAGAAUCAAAGGAGAGAAGGUCAACAUGGAUGGAUGCUUUAAAGAAUUCACCGAAGCCAUGGCUUAUCCUCUUACGUUCACUCCUGUUACUCGAAUAUCCACCCUUGACUCGGAAACAUUGCAUACAUAAACAGUGAUAUAUAGUAGAUCUUUAAAAAGUAAGAAAGAGAACUCGCUCUCUAUUGAUUGUUCCAUCUUCUCCACGUACCAUCAGACAUAUAAGCUCUCCCGUUUUAGUAUUGUUUGCUCGUAAUUCCUUUUUUAGUGUCUAAAUCUAUUGAACGUAGUGACAUACGUCGAGUGUUGGUAUCUGGGAAAAGUGUCUAUUUCAACAUGAAAUUUACUCAUCGUGCUUAUUCCUACCCGAAUUUUG
Molecule: messenger RNA, 2737 nt
Organism: Brassica napus (rape)
Lineage: Eukaryota; Viridiplantae; Streptophyta; Magnoliopsida; Brassicales; Brassicaceae
Product: cytochrome P450 705A22-like
Exons: 2
Coding region: 917-2494 (525 amino acids)
Cellular component (GO): membrane
Molecular function (GO): iron ion binding; heme binding; oxidoreductase activity, acting on paired donors, with incorporation or reduction of molecular oxygen, NAD(P)H as one donor, and incorporation of one atom of oxygen
Source: RefSeq, a predicted model, not a curated record